Molecule: messenger RNA, 2278 nt
Organism: Chlamydomonas reinhardtii
Lineage: Eukaryota; Viridiplantae; Chlorophyta; Chlorophyceae; Chlamydomonadales; Chlamydomonadaceae
Exons: 11
Coding region: 128-1348 (406 amino acids)
Biological process (GO): nitrite transport; transmembrane transport
Cellular component (GO): membrane
Molecular function (GO): high-affinity secondary active nitrite transmembrane transporter activity
Source: RefSeq, a predicted model, not a curated record
CGUUCGCUUCACAGCCUGCCCGCCCAUUUGUGCGCACACUCCAUCUUGGGUGCUUGGAAGUGCUUGGGCGCCUUCGUCUAGCCGCAGUCGUUAGGGUUAAGUUGCGCAGGCAUUUGUUCCCAGACUCAUGACUGACGGUGGCAAUGGCAACGGGAAUGGCAAUGUAGUAGGUGAGGCGCUGGGAAAACUGUCGCCGUUGUUCAAGGGCAUUGGGUCGCCUGCUGUGGACGUCGAGGUGCCCGCCGACCAGGCGGAGCCCGUCGAUGAGGCUGAGGUGAAUGGCCGUGUAUAUCACGAUGAGCAUUUCAACCACGGCGUGCAUUAUGCGGACGAGGGGACGGCACCGGCGCCUGUGGGGCGAAAGGUGACGUUCAAUGCUGCGUUGUCGAAGAAUAUGGACUCCGAGCGGAUGACGGCGACAACAAAGCCCGUUCAGCUGGGGGCACCGAUGCCGAAAUGGCCGGCCAAUCAUCAGUCCGCAGCUUUCGAGGCUGUGUCCAUCAAGCACAGCUACAUCCUGUCACCUCCAGAGAUCUUCGCUGAAUGCGCGCACCACGGUGAGGAGAAGUAUAACUACCCCUGGUACAAGCUGUGGGUCCUCACCAUCAUCGCCGGCUGCUACGUGGGCUUCGGCUACACCACGUGCCUGCUGGUGGGCGGCAUGCUGGACCAGGCGCCCGGUGUGGGCAGCCCGGAGGAGGAGAACUACGGUCUGUACAAACUCAUCUUUGGCGCUGUGGGCUUCCCCUUCGGGUUCACCACCAUCAUUGUGUGUGGCGCCGACCUUUUCACCAGCCUGUGCGCCUACAUGACUGCGGCCUGGUGGGAGGGCAAGGUGCGCUGGCACGCGGUGUUGUACAUGCUGGCUGUAAGCUGGACCGGCAACUUCAUCGGGUGCGCCAUCAUGGUGGGACUAAUGACGGCGGGCGAGGUGUACCGUCACAAGACCACCACGCUGUUCAAUGUCACGUACGGCAAGCUGGAGUACGGCUGGGGUGCCGUGUUCGUGAAAGGCAUUUUCGCCAACUGGCUGGUGGGCAUCGCCACAUGGAUGGCCAACGCGGCGCAGGACCUGACCGGCAAGGCGGUGGGCAUCUGGCUGCCCAUCUCCGCGUUCGCAAUGCUUGGCUUCGAGCAUUCCAUCGCCAACAUGUUCCUGUUCCUUAUGGCUUGGGCCAUGGGUGCCAACAUCACCGCGAAGCAGUUCAUCUGGGACAACCUCAUUCCCGCCACACUGGGUAACUUCUUUGGCGGUGGCGUGUGCCUGGGCACCGUGUAUGCCUUCGCCUACGGUCGCACGCCCAAGCUGAUGGGCGCGUGGAUUGACCAGAAGCUCAAGCGGUCGUAAGCAGGGCGCCACACGAGGCGUGCCUUCGCUGCUGCUGUGAAGGAUGUGGCCGCUUGCACGCAGCCGAGGUGCUGGGCCCUCGUGGGAAAGGGAAGGCCGUUGCGGCGCGUUGUUACGGCACGGACUGUUUUGCAUAAUCACUGCGCAGCAUCUGCAUCAUUGAAGUAUAAACUUGAUGCACAGAUGCUGGGGCAUCCUGGACAGGAGGUGUAGCCCUAUUGCACUCAUAGACACGCAAUGAGUUGAAUCCGCACGUGCACCAGCCCGCGGGUUACCUAUACAUUCAUUUUGACCCAUCCUUCGCAUGGGUCGCAUUGUCAACCCGGUGCAGAAGGUGAUCUACAAGCAUGGAAGGGGCGUGGCCUGCGCACUCUUGCUGGGAGGCUGUGCGGGGUUGGUUUGUGGACCCUUGGCGUAUGGGCUUUUCUGCCUAGCAGGUCCAGUAGGGAACAAGACAAGGCGCAUAUGCAACGCACGGUGUGCACCUUCAAAGUUCUGUAUGCAACGUUGGAAAGGGGACGCAGGUUCACGCACGCAGGUGUACCGCGUAUGCAUAUGCAUGGGUGCGAUGGGACAGGGUCGGGGGCAGGGUGGCGUAGUCUUGAAGUGUGCAGCGUAUUCCCAGACCGCGUAUGCACAUGCAUGGGAGCACAUCAUGGCUUUGGGCAUGUGGGUUACAUACAGUCCAUGUUUAUGUUUGCGAUGUUGUACGUGGGAUGAAGGGAAUUCUUUGGUGUCAUGGUCCUGAUGCGCAAUACGUGCCGCCGUGGGGUACUGCUGAUCGACUGCUGGUAGGGUUCGGCAUUCCGGCUCGCAAGCGCCGGCGCUUGCGCAGCUGCACCCGUUCAGUGCGGAAGCUGAACCCGUUCCGGAGGCUUUAAUGAUACUAGCCGCAGGGGGGGGGGGUACGAACUAAACCUCCAGACCCCA